CACGCGUAGUGUUUCCUCGUUCUCCGGUUCAGAACCUUUAUACCAUACAUCGUGAGCGAAUAUCAUAGUACUAUUCUCACGAAACAGCUGUGAAAGCGCUAUCAAAUGCAUAACCGCAUGACGGUUCAUGUGAAGUUGAUAACACUUUUUUCGCUACUGAACACUUUGGCCUGAUUAUGCUGCUGCUUCUGUCAGCAUAGAACAAGCAAUUAGUAGGUUCGUGGAUGUCGACGACGAUGUUGGCGAAAGUGCGUGGUGUUCUGUUGAGCUAUACUAAUUCAUCGUAGAAUUUUUGCAACGUGACUGCAGCAUUCCUUUCCUAUCGUCGUGCCGACUGGCUGCAACCAUGUGGAACUAAUUGUGCGGGAACCGCGCGCCAAGCAGUGCGAGACAUUGUGAUUUGUAACGAUCAAGCGAUCGUUGGCCGUGGUACAGUGAGUGAAUCUAUUUAUCUGACAGACGCGGAGACGAAAGUGAUCCGAUAAACGGAAAGAGCUCCAACGAAGUCACCCAAAACACAAAACCACACAAUGGCCAAAGAAACGGAGCAGUCGCUCGAAAUGAGCUCAGUAAGUGCCUCGAAGAUCGAACCACCGAAGCAAACCACCAGCACUGCGUCGGGAAUCGAAUCCACGAGCCUACUGAUGCGCAGCCACAGUGAAACCGAGAUCGACGGCGGCCGGCGGAGCCGCGGUCAGCAAACCCAGACGUACGAUAUCCACAAAGGGAUCGCCGAGAGCGCCAUGGACAUAUCGCUGCUGACGGCCAAUGCCAACCAACUGCGGCUGCUCAUAACUUACAACAACCGCUCCAAGACCUACAUCGCGUGCAUUACGCUGGUGAUCAUCUCGUUGACGCUGCAGGUACUGGUGGCGAGCGGGGUUAUCAUCAUUAAGAGCCAACCGAAAUCGAAACGAAGUCAGCAGAUUGAACGGCUAAAGAUUGCCACUUCUAUAGGCGUGACAAUUAUAACAGUCAUCAACAUCCUGGUAGCAUCGUUGGUAGUAACGGAUGGUCCAACAGUGACUGGAGCAUCUUAGUUUCUCCGCAUAAGGUAUACGGUAUGUGAUACACUUAAUUGUUAUAGCAGAGUACAUAGUUUAAGGACGAAUAAAGCAAUUGUAUCGAUUCGAAUCGGUUCAUCUCCAUUGAACACGAUUCCUAGUGAAGUUACUUCCGAGGCGAAAAUUGAAGAUUCAUCGUUCAUAACAGCAUGCUU
Molecule: messenger RNA, 1219 nt
Organism: Aedes albopictus (Asian tiger mosquito)
Lineage: Eukaryota; Metazoa; Arthropoda; Insecta; Diptera; Culicidae
Product: ninjurin-B-like
Exons: 3
Coding region: 531-1040 (169 amino acids)
Biological process (GO): tissue regeneration; cell adhesion
Cellular component (GO): membrane
Source: RefSeq, a predicted model, not a curated record